AUGGGUUGGAAAACUACCCAUUUCUGGGGUCCUAUGGCUAAUUGGGGUAUUGUUGCUGCUGGUGUAUUGGAUAUGACUACUCAAGGACCUGAUAUGAUAUCUAUACCUAUGACUGGUACUUUAUGUGUUUAUUCUCUAUUAUUCAUGCGUUUUGCAUAUAUGGUACAACCUAGGAAUUAUCUAUUGUUAUCCUGUCAUAUCUUCAAUGAGGGUGUCCAACUUAUCCAACUUGGUCGUGCUCUCAAGUACCAGAGCCAACAGAAGCUUCUAGCAGAUCAGCGUGCUCAGCAACAACAGCAAAUGAUGUCCAUCAAGGCUACUAUACCUGAGGAGUCGGCUAAUACCACUACCACCACGACCAAGAUGAUGAUGACCCCUUCUAUGACCAAUAACAAGUCAAUGUUUGCAGCUACUGCUGCUGGUGUUGCUGCUGCCAAAGCCACUAGUGACCUUGCCUCUAAGGCUACUACCACAGCUGCUGCUGAGACUGUUGUCAAGUCUGCUGCUGCUACUCCUGCUGCUAAGACAGCUCAAGCUGCUACUAAAGCUGCUAUUGAGGGUUCGUUCCAUCCCGUCCUAAAAUUGAGGUCUAAGAUAUGUGCUCUACCUAUGCCUGAAUUAUUAAGGAAGUUCUUUAUGCAUCCUGCUGGACCCUUUACCAUAUUCUUCUGGGCUCCUGCUAUCAAAUGGGGUAUAUCUGCCGCCAACUUAGUUGAUUAUAAGAGACCUGUUGAAAAGGUUAGUAUCCCUCAACAGCUUGCUUUAUUCGCCACUGGUGUUAUCUGGGCUCGUUGGUCAUUUGUUAUUACACCAAUUAACUACAAUUUAGCAACUGUUAACGUGUGUCUAGCCUCUACAGCAUUCUAUCAUUUGAUAAGAAAG
Molecule: messenger RNA, 882 nt
Organism: Perkinsus marinus ATCC 50983
Lineage: Eukaryota; Perkinsozoa; Perkinsida; Perkinsidae
Exons: 4
Biological process (GO): pyruvate import into mitochondria
Cellular component (GO): mitochondrial inner membrane
Source: RefSeq, a predicted model, not a curated record